Haliotis rufescens (red abalone) is the source of this 1700-nucleotide messenger RNA. RefSeq lists its product as uncharacterized. The transcript is spliced from 4 exons. The coding region runs from base 701 to 1657 and encodes 318 amino acids. The record is from RefSeq and is a predicted model, not a curated record. NCBI's taxonomy places the organism in Eukaryota, Metazoa, Mollusca, Gastropoda, Lepetellida, Haliotidae.
AAAGUUUCCAUAUUUGAGUCACUCAGUGACGUGUAUGGAACUAAGAAGUUUGAAGCGAUGCUGAGUUUUCAUCCUCACAAACGUUUAUGAAAAAAAAUUUUUUUAUCUGACACGCCGCUAUUUAACCGAAAUUAUGUUUAAUGCGUCCUUAAAACCCAACUGAAUCACUCAUUUUACCUGUAACACAGAAGGGACUUUUCAACCCUUAAUGGGGUUUUUCAACACUUUCAUCUGGCCUUGACCAAACUAUUUCCCUGUUGCUUUCCUGCGCAAGCACAUGUUUACAGAUAUAAAUACAAUUGUGAAAUGCCACUGAUAGCUCAAAAUAAAAAAAAAUCUCUUCCAGAAAAGAAAUACAUUUGAAAAAACACAUGAAAAUAUCGCCAAUUCCUUUUACAGCUUUUGGAUUGAUAUUGUUAAUAAUGAUUUGAUCUAAGCCCAUGAUAUUAUACUAAAGAACAAAGAGCAUCUCAUGAUCAUGGUAUGUUUCGGCUGUGUACCAAUUGGAACACACUCAAGACGAAAUAUGCCGAUAUCUUCCGAAGGUAUUUUCGCCGAACGGACAGCGACAUCUACCGACUAGACGACACUAUGACGUCAUUAGGCGAUAUUGUGACGUCACGCCAUUGUCUGACAUUGUCUCAGCUAGCUACAGCAGCACUGCAGUAGGCUCUUCAUUUAUCGAGAUUAUCGAAGCAUUAUGCCAGUUACCAGACGUCUGACUGUGUCCGAGUGUGAGGGCUUUGAUUCCGAGGUGGCGGAGUGUUUUUCACGUACAAAACCGACAGAGUUUCAUGAUUCGGUUCCCAAAUACGUCACAAUAAAACCAAGACCAGUCGCCAGGCGUCUGACCGUGUCCGAGUGUGAGGGGUUUGAUUCCGAGGUGGCAGAGUGUUUUUCACGUACAGAACCGACAGAGUUUCAUGAUUCGGUUCCCAAAUACGUCACAAUAAAACCAAGACCAGUCGCCAGGCGUCUGACCGUGUCCGAGUGUGAGGGGUUUGAUUCCGAGGUGGCAGAGUGUUUUUCACGUACAGAACCGACAGAGUUCCACAAUUUGGUUCCCAAACACGUCACAAUAAAACCAAGCCCUAUUCGUCCCGAGCCACCAUUCCAAUGGGACUGUAGUAAAGAGGACAAACAACUUGGCAAAGAGCUCGAGCUCCACGUGCAGCUUACGGCUGUCCUGGUUGAUGUGGACAUUCUCCGGGCUGACCUACGAGAUGCACGACUCCGUUCCCAAUGUCUGAAACUGAAGAACCAACAUCUUCAGAGACAAGCCAGACAACUCUCGGAGGAGAAAGUCUCCCUCAGGGAGCAGGUGGAUCGCUUGGUGAAGGAGAGGGACAUGUUGAGAGCUGAAAGACUGUGUGUACAUUCAGGAGAGGGAGAGGGUGUUGGACUUGUCCAGAGGUCAGGAGCUACACAGACCACGAGCUUUGACCACAUUGUCCAGUCAAAAAAUGGAAUGCCUCGUGAACAAGACAAUAGGUCAACAAGACAUCAUGAACUCUCUCAAAGUAGUCUGUCAUCAAAGAAACAUAUGUCAUCAAGCACAACCAAUUUAAUAGAAACUUGUAGUCAGAAACAAAAUGUACAAAAGUCAAAUUCUUUCUUUCGUCGUUUUGCAAAACUGAUCAGAAGAAACAAAUCAUAAUGUAAUUCAGUCCUUUUUAAUGAUGGUAAUAACAAUUGUUUCA